Halteromyces radiatus is the source of this 1605-nucleotide messenger RNA. RefSeq lists its product as uncharacterized. Gene Ontology annotation, cellular component: cytoplasm; nucleus. The record is from RefSeq and is a predicted model, not a curated record. NCBI's taxonomy places the organism in Eukaryota, Fungi, Mucoromycota, Mucoromycetes, Mucorales, Cunninghamellaceae. Bases 88 to 1419 code for a protein of 443 amino acids. The transcript has 10 exons.
UUCUUUUUCCCUUAUUUUUUCUAUUUCUUUCUUCUUCCUUCUUCUAUUUUUACCUCAUCUAUAUCAAUUCAAAUAUCUUUACAUACCAUGAGCACAGUUCCUAUUCCUAUGCAAGAGGCACCUAUACUGGAAAAGCUUAUUAGUAUACGGCAUAGACUAUCUGCACUGAAAAAAGAUAGAGAUAGUUAUCCCAAAGCUGAAGAUAUUAUCUCGUUAUAUCAACAAACUGAACAACAAGUCGAAUUACUAGCAACGUGUCGAUCAGGGGAUGUAUGGAGCUCAAAGAACCGCAAUCGUGUUAAUGAUGUCUUGGACGAUGUUAUGUCUUUAUUAUCUCUGUUUUUUAUGACUAUUGGAAGAAACCGUGAAUAUCCUGCAGUUUAUGCCCAACUGGUUACGGUUGAACGUUACUUGGAUCAACUCAAUCAAAUGGGAAUUUACACAGAUCGUGUGUUGGUGGAAAUUGAAGAACGUUUGGAAGAUAUUGGAAGUAUUAUAUAUGAAGAUCGAGAUCAACCUGAUGAUCACCCCACUUAUUUCCUUGAUCUAUUGAAAAAGAAAUACACUAAAAGCAAGGACGCAUUGGAUUCACUUUUAUCUACUAUCCGAAAAGUGUCACCAGAACUAAAACCUCUCCAAGACGAUCUUGUGGAACUACGACGACAAUUAGCCAUGGUAGCUCAAAGACCCUGUGGUUUUAAAGCAAGUGACAUUUAUCCAUUUCAAGAAAAGUUACGACAAAUUGACAAUUUGAAAUCAGAUUUAUUUCCAAAAGAUGGAUCAGUACCAAAUGGACAAGCUUUGAUUGUUGGAUUAUUGGAACAGCUUUAUGAAGAAACUCAUGAUUUGAUUGCGUCUACUGAUAAUAUUUCUGAUAGUUUGAAACCUAUUGCUGAUCGACUGAAGGAAAUAAAAGCUCAAUUAGAACGAUUAGCUUUGACACAUCGAUGGACUUUGCGGGAAACUGAUUUAUAUACAUUCCAAUUACAACUACAAGAAAUUGAAAAAUUACGACACAAUGGGAAAUUCCGUGAUCCACAAGCUGGAGAAGACAAUGUACCAGAUGGACAAGCAUUGAUCAACUUUUUAUUACGUGGCUGUUACCGUCUGAUUACAAAAAUGCUAAGCGAAAAUGUACCUGUCAGUGAAGCCAUUAUGCCUAUUCACAAUCAGCUCAGCACUGUACGUCGUUGUUUAUUGGAGGUAACAAAAUGGGGAAAACCGGACUCUGCUCGUGAUUUAUAUCCAUAUCAAUUAAAGUUGGCAAGUAUUGAUAAUAUGCGACAAAAUGGAAUCUUUUAUGAUGAUGAAGGCAAUAUCCCUGAAGGUCAAGCCAUAUGCAUAGCUUUGCUCAACGAAUGCUAUGAUAUACUUCAUGAUCUGAUGGCAGCUGUAGAUGAUGGUGAACGAACAACAUGAUGAUUCAUUUAUUAUAGUUUAUUUCAUUCAAUUCACCCUAAUUUGAACAACCAUCCUAUUCACUGUCCAUUAUUCAAAGUAGUUAGUUUAUUCAUUGCUUAGUUUUCUUGAUGACUACCCUCCUCUUUCUAUCUCUGCAUUUGAUAAUAACAAUAAAAAAUAAAAAUAAAUAAAAAAAAAGUCCAG